ACUUUUUUUCUAAUAUCUAAUAGAAAAAAUGCUUAUUAAUUUAUAAAAACAGAUCAUGUUUUGAAUUUGAAUGCAUAUGUUGAAUUAGCAUUCGUAAAAGGACUUUGGAAUAAUGCGAAAUAAGAAUAUUGCAACAAGCUUUCAUUAGAUUGAUGCGUAAUUGAAUAUUCAAAAUUACCGCUGGUCGUAAAGCGGAGUUUUCCUCAAGUUCAAAUGAUUAGUGGAAAAUCUGCGUAAACGUGAACCCUUUUCUGUAACAGUGUCAAGUAGUCAUCGAAUACACUCAAAAAGAUCAUAAUAAUUUAUGAAAUAUUAAUGAAAAUGCCGGGAAAACCGACCAGUGAAGCAAACACUCAUGUACCUAAGGAAGAGACGGAUGAAACCGAAAAAGAGUAUCCAGUAGGGGUUACCAGAGAAUUGACGCAAACUGAUCGCCUGAAUAAAAAACUAUUGACAUCGUUUUUGCAGAGAAUGAAUAAUUCUACAACUGGAGAAUUUACGCCCCAAGUAGAGAAUCAGGAGCAACAAAGUGACGAUAUUACUCCAGCUGAAAACGAAUUCUAACGAUAAUU
This is a messenger RNA of Athalia rosae (coleseed sawfly), 572 nucleotides long. RefSeq lists its product as uncharacterized. The coding region runs from base 316 to 564 and encodes 82 amino acids. The transcript has a single exon. The record is from RefSeq and is a predicted model, not a curated record. NCBI's taxonomy places the organism in Eukaryota, Metazoa, Arthropoda, Insecta, Hymenoptera, Athaliidae.